Messenger RNA from Spinacia oleracea (spinach), 1732 nucleotides. Its product is annotated as F-box/kelch-repeat protein At3g06240-like. Gene Ontology annotation, molecular function: protein binding. The record is from RefSeq and is a predicted model, not a curated record. The transcript has 2 exons. Lineage: Eukaryota; Viridiplantae; Streptophyta; Magnoliopsida; Caryophyllales; Amaranthaceae. Bases 141 to 1433 code for a protein of 430 amino acids.
ACUCCUUAAUUGCAAUAUUUAUUUUACUUUUAAACUUGGGAGAUAAUUAAUUGAAUCGAAUUGCAAUAUUUAUUUAAUUUUGGAUGGAAUUGCGCUGAUCUUUGAAGGCAGUCAAUAAUUACUUUGAGUAUUUGAGAGAGAUGACUCACUGCUCAACAUGGAUACAAGUCUUACAACAUCUGUGGAGAAAACUCACAUAUGCGAAUCAACAGGGUAGUGAGUCUAGUGACACUUGUUCUCCCAUCUUAAGCCUUCCUGAUGAAAUAAUCACAGACAUCCUCCGCAGACUUCCUGCGCCUGAUGUUUUAUCAUGCAGAAGAGUGCAUUCAAAUUGGCUUCACUUAUCUUCCACACCCUGGUUUGCUGAAAUCCAUUUCAGAAGUACUAGUGCCACUUCCAUACUUCUUGGACAAGACAGAUCAUAUUACAAUUUCAAUACUGGGAGAAAUGGCAACGGUGUUUUAUUAUACAUAGUGGAAAAUCAUGACAGUGAAAAUCCGAGGUUGAAGAAAGUACACAUGAAGGGUUUGGGACAAAUGAAGGAGUAUUUUUCAGGGGGUCAGUACUAUAAACUGUAUGCUUCUUGCAAUGGAGUUCUCUUGCUUCGACUGUCUUGUACUGAUAGAUACCUGAUUUACAAUCCGAUCAAACGAGAAAAGAAACAUUUUUUAAGAAAGGAUCAUAAGAUUUGUGGGUUUUUCUUUGAUCAAUUAGAAAGGGAAUACAAGCUGGUUCUUUUCAGUACUAAUCCAGUUCAAAAAUUAACUAACUACUACAUACAUGGUACGAGCAUGAAACAUAAGGAAACAUACGACGAUGAUAUAGGAUGUUCUGUUUAUUGUCCUCUGAAUGGUCAUGAACAUGAGCUUGGAGUUGAAGUAUCUGGAGCUAUGUUUUGGUUGGUUAGACGACACUCUGGUCAAGUCGAAUGUUGUAGAUCGAUAAUGAUACUUGAUUUAAAGACGAAGAUUUUUCAAGUGUUGCCACAUCCUGGACCAAGUUGUGCAUAUAGCUUUUAUCGAUUUGAUUACUAUGAAGAGAAGCGUUUACAUGAUCAAAUACGGCUUCUAGAGAUGGAUAGGAGAUUGUCGUUGGUUAAUGUGCUUCAGGAUAUAGUUGAAAUGUGGGUUUUGGAGGAUGUUGGUAAAUGGAUGUGGGUAAAGAAGUAUGUAGUAAACCUUGAUCAGAGAUUUAACUAUAAUGCGUUUGGUGGUCAUCCUGUUGUGGGUGUUGAAAGUGGUAACCUUCUGAUAAAUUGGCCUGAUAGGGGUCUGUUCUGGUGUAAUUUGUGGUUGAACCGUUUUCAGAUUUUCGAGAACAAGGGUGGUGGAUCUAAUAUAACGGUGAGAGGAUGUCAUUUUUAUGCUACCAGAUACACCCCUAACUUUGCAGCUAACAUAUUUUCCGACGUUUUAGGCCCUAGCCAAAGCUAAUGAAACGGAGAUGUUCAAUUAUAAUCUUUUGUGUUUCUUGAUUAAAAUACGUUAUACCUUUCUCAUGAUUAAUGAUGGUUGUGGGUUGGGCCGGGCUUCAAGCCGAGCUCAUGGCUCCUGAAUGGGCCCGACACACGCAAAGCCCACUCUGUAUCAGGACGGGCCGUAUCAGGCCAUUGUGUUUAAGCCUAAUUUUACUAAAUUUAGCGUGAUUUGUCAUGUCGGGUUGGACCAAAUCAUGUCGUGAUUGUCCAGGCCCGGCCCAAAACCAUCUUUACUCUUGUUAUAUACUUCCUCUG